UCAUAGUUUCUUUCGUAAAGCUCUCACUGUGCUGUUUUCCAUGGCCAUUGAAAACUGACGGCCCGCUCGCUCUCGUGCGGUGAGCAGUUUCUCAGCAGCUGCGAGUCAUGUCGGAGGUGUCGACCGUCGAUGACAACGAGGUGCACAGGCCGAGCGGCCGAGGCUUCGCUCGCAAAGGCGCGCUGCGGCAGAAGAACGUGCACGAGGUGAAAGACCACAAGUUCAUCGCGCGCUUCUUCAGGCAACCAACGUUCUGCAGUCACUGCAAGGACUUCAUCUGGGGUUUUGGCAAACAAGGAUUCCAGUGCCAAGUUUGCAGCUUUGUUGUGCACAAGCGCUGCCAUGAGUUUGUCUCGUUCCAGUGUCCCGGAGCCGACGUUGGACCGGACUCUGAUACGGGCUUACACGUGGAUUCGGUACACAUCGACACGCCCUCUAUAUUGACGGUCGCACGUAUACAGGUGUGCUGUCCAUGA
Molecule: messenger RNA, 476 nt
Organism: Priapulus caudatus
Lineage: Eukaryota; Metazoa; Priapulida; Priapulimorpha; Priapulimorphida; Priapulidae
Product: protein kinase C alpha type-like
Exons: 5
Coding region: 108-476 (122 amino acids)
Biological process (GO): protein phosphorylation
Molecular function (GO): protein serine/threonine kinase activity; ATP binding
Source: RefSeq, a predicted model, not a curated record